Messenger RNA from Haliotis rufescens (red abalone), 4548 nucleotides. RefSeq lists its product as uncharacterized. The record is from RefSeq and is a predicted model, not a curated record. NCBI's taxonomy places the organism in Eukaryota, Metazoa, Mollusca, Gastropoda, Lepetellida, Haliotidae. Bases 420 to 2855 code for a protein of 811 amino acids. Gene Ontology annotation, cellular component: nucleoplasm. Gene Ontology annotation, molecular function: ubiquitin protein ligase activity. The transcript is spliced from 5 exons. Gene Ontology annotation, biological process: protein ubiquitination; Notch signaling pathway.
UACAGAUACGACGGCGAGGUUGGGGCAACCUGACACACAUGAGCAUUAAUAGCCAUGUUUACCUGUACUAGUUGAGAGCCAAGGUUGAAGUCAUUCAUGUGUGAAAAAUGUUGUCGAGGCAUCUGUACAUCUUCUUUGUCGAAUUGCAUUAUUAAAGUACAUCAAGAUGAGACAUCAUAUACAUUCAUAUAUAUUUGUUGAGCACGAAACCUUGAAGUGUAGCCAGGACAUCUCCAAGAAACUAAGGGCGGCCAUGUAGCCUCAAUAUCUUAUAAAUUAUAUCACUGAACAUAGGUCAAGGUGUAUUCAGUAAACAAAGAUCUGAAGGGCUGUAUUUCCUUCAUCGGACACACUAUGCGUUCAUCACAGUCUGGACGGAUUACGGAUACGAACGAACUAGCACUUGUUUGGCCGACAACAUGGCGGCGGCUAGUGCCACUGCAGGCAACAACUACCAGUCAUCGACUGGUUUGUAUAUCGUAACCUUUGUUGGUGACGUCACAAAGGCACAAGCAGAUGGCAUUGUUGUCAGCGAGGGGAAAUCAUUUCGGGGAAUGGGAUAUGUUGCAACAACUCUUGUUAGUAUGGACUCAGAGUUCGAAACAAAUCGCAACAAGCUGAUUCAGAGAGAAAAAGCCAAUUUCACACCAUGGAGGGUGUACACAACUGGGAGUUGCGCCAAGUUCCUAUCGGUGUUUCAUGCCAUUGUCACACCCCCGGGAGAAAAACAACCAAUCCAGGAGUGGAAGGGGAAAAUGACCUCAUUAUACAAGAAAAUACUCCAAGAAGCUGAGAAUGAGGGUAUCCAUAUCCUGGCGGUACCUUUACUAGGUUCUGGUAAAGGCAAGGUAAAACCAGAAGAAGCUGUUGAGGUGGCAGUCCAUGCUAUGUUCUCUUAUAAGAGAAAGUCUCUCGUCAAGGUAAUGCUCGUAUCAGACAGUAAGGACAUUGUGGACCAUCUGGCUACUCAGUGUGCCUACAACAGCAGUGUGAAAGGUGGAAAACCCCUAUUGUCAAACACUAAAACAGGUCGCCAGCUUCCUCGACCCUCAUCUUCAAACGCGAAAUCAAAAUCAAGACUUGGUGGAGGGACCGAUAGGAGUUGUUCAAGCCUGAAGAGACAGAAUGGAGACAGAUCAGAUUCCAGCAGAAAUAGCGAUAACAAUGGCACAUGUGGCGGUGGAAUGGUACUCCGUAGUGGACAACAACUACCGCCACGCCCACAAAGUAAGGGACAGCCAUCAUGUCCCAAAGGAAAUGGUAAAGGAAAGAUAACUACCACGAAAAGUAAUCCAUCAUCUGGCUGUAGACCCGCCUCAAGAACAAGCCACAGUGGCAGUGGGAACAGUCAUGUCGAAAGUGAGUAUAGUCACAGAGAGAGAAGAACAUUGUAUGACCAGGGUGACGCCCAGGAGGUGGAACAUGAUCUGAAGACGAGACCAGAGAGAACACGGGGUGGUAGGAACCAUCAUGUCGGAAGGGGGAACAGUUACAGUGGAAGUGGGUACCGUCAUAGUGGGAGAAGCACGUGGUAUGACCAGGGUGACGCCCAGGAGGAGGAACAUGAUCUGAAGACGAGACCAGAGAGAACACGGAACAGUGAACUGAAGAGGGCCAAUGGGCAAGCUGGUAAGGCGUAUUACGAGACUAAAAUGGGUGAACAUGAUGAACCAAAAGCACUGCAACACCGCUGUGAUAUCAGUGGCGGGGCCAUACCAAAGAUAAAAAACAAGGCACAAUAUAAUGAGGAUGAUGAUGAGAAUGUGGUGAAACAAAAGGGACUUGCUCCUCAAAGACGUAAUUAUAAAGAGGAAGAUGAUGAUGACAUUAAUAAUGAUGAUGAUGGGGAGGAGGACGAAAGUGUGACCCAUCGUGGUGAUGACGACGAUUAUAAUGGUGGCGGCGGUGCUGCUGCUGACGAUGAUGAUGCAAAGACAAUUAAACGUUUGGAACAUCCACUGAUGAUGAGGGGUGACGGGGUAAUUUCAAGCAAGAAAUCUGAGGAAGGAGCUGUUUUGAAUACUGAAUUUAGUGAGCCUGACACCAUUCUUAAUACAACUGGUGAGCAUAUUCCAUACAGAAAUAAAAAGGGAUUCAGUAAAGGGAAAAUUCCAUCAGACAAGACAUCAGGUCCAACUGAAACACAACUGAAUGGUUAUGAAAGUGGCUCUGGGAAAUCCCCCAAUACAUGCGAUGGCGUUACUCAGCAAAUGGCAAACUUAAGUAUCUCUGACGUGACUGGACAACAAAGCGCACGCAAUAGUGAAAAGGUGAAUGAAAAUAAACCAGCAUCUGAGAUCUGUCCAAUAUGCCUUGAUGAAAUAUCAGACCCAAAGAUGCUGGACAAAUGUGGACACGUGUUCUGUAGAAUCUGUAUCGAGAACAGUUUUGCCAGUUACAAACCCGUAUGUCCCAGCUGCAACAUGGUGUAUGGCGUCCUGACGGGGAACCAGCCGGAGGGGACCAUGGAUGUCGCCUUCAGCGGGGAGCACCUGCCUGGUUAUGAGACCUGUGGAACAAUUACCAUCACGUACCGCUUCCCUAAUGGGAGACAAGGGCCUGGUCACCCCAACCCAGGACAGUUGUACAAGGGCACCACACGUGUAGCCUACCUGCCAGAUUGCGGAGAAGGAAGAGAUGUUCUCCGCCUCCUGAGGAAGGCGUUUGACAGGAAGUUAACCUUUACCGUCGGUCGUUCUACAACUACCGGUCAAGAGAAUGUCGUAACGUGGAACGACAUCCACCAUAAGACGAACAUGGAAGGUGGACCUACGAGAUUCGGCUACCCUGACGAAACCUACUUGACCCGAGUGAAGGAAGAACUGGCCAGCAAGGGAGUGACUGGAAGCAGUUAGAAGCAGACAGGAAUGUCCCUGUGAUAUUGUAGCAUCAAAAUAUGUGUAUACUUACUGAUGGUAGAACGUACCGAAGCAAUGACAUCAAGUGCAGGAUAAUGCAGGUCCCUGGCUGUGUUCGUUCAGUUUGCUUAAUUUUUCAACGGUGUUCAUUUCAUUUGUCUUCUUUUGCUCCAUUAAGUAUGAGAUUACGAUAAAGACAAAGACAAGUGUGAACUCAUUCUUGCGUUUCUUACGUGUUUCUCUCUGUGAUAUGGUUGGAAUGGUUGGAAUGUAUCUUAUAGGGGCGAAAUCACAUAUUUGCCCAAGUCUUUCUUGAACGCCAUGCUUCUCGUUCAUGACUUUAGAGAUCUUGGUGAAUAAACAAGGGAGACUCCGACUAGCAUAUAAUUAUGUUUAUUUUAUGUUUAGCCACGACUUAUUUAGGAUGUUUUUUAUCUUCUUUUUUUCUAUAUUGCCUUUUUAACCCAAAGAUAAAGAUAUCUUAUCGUUUCUAACCAUGUACAUUAACAAGCUUAAUUAUACACGCUUAUCCUAUGUUUAAUAAACUAUGCAGUCAGACCACUUUAACAUUAUGACAGCCAUGCUCUGGACGUCAACACCGCCCUGUUUACCAUGUUGUCACAUGUAUACCACUGAAAGGACGUUAGGGACCAUCGAUUCUUUCCUUUUACUAUUGUGAAUAUGUCAUGGCAUGGCGGAUGAAAAGAAUCGUGUUGUCCUUUAGUUCUUUUGAGUAGUAUGUAUGAAUGUCAGCCACAAUGUAGCUAGCUACACGAUGAAACCAGACACAGGGAUCCACUAUUGCAUCCUGUAUGUUUUUAUUGUCACCAGGGAAAUAUUACGGAUAAACAGGAUUUGUUAUUAACGAAUGAUGGGUACCAAACACUGUAGAUGUGUCAAUGUGAGGUUACCGGGCUGUGGGUCUUCAGUGUACAUAUUGUAACAUGUCCUAGUUUCACUGCCACACGCGCGGUUAGCUAUGCCUUGUUGGUAACCACCUCCACCCCAAACCCGCAGUGGCUAGAGCGUGUGCCCGGAGAACGCAGGGUCAGUAGUGCGAUGCCCUGAAACGCCAUACCGAGAGACGUUACAAAAGAUGGUACUUGUUGUUUCCCUGCCUGGCGCUCGACAAUAAGGGAAUAAAACAACUAGUCGAGUCAGUAUACUGUGUCUGUGUGGGGUAUUCAUGGUAUCUCAGUAUCCAUCGUCAUUAGUCGUUAAACCCCAUUUCCUCAACUCAAAAAGAGCUUUACUGUUAAUUCAGAAUACCUAGGCACUUAACGUGAGGCUGCAGCCUCGAUCCAUUCACAACUUGGGAUAUUUAAUUUUGAUCGUAGAUGCAUCGAUACCCAUGCUGUCAUUUAUAUUUGCAGCCGCGAUCCAUUUAUACCUAUAUUUAAACAUUGAGGGUAAAGCUUAUUUCCAUCGUCGAGCCGUCAAUACAUGUAAUGCACCGAGGCAUUUGACAUGAAGAAUGUUUCUAUCGUCGAACCAUCAAUACCAAGGAAGAAAGUAUAUUUUAUUGUUUAUUACUUGCAGCGUCGAAUCAGUUUGCCGAUUACACUUGAUUUUUGAAAUGUUAUAUUGAGCUUUAGACAAUCACAUCUCAUAUAUUGAAAGUACAACACUGUGUAUUCUAAAUGGUAACUGUUAACGUUAAGAUGCUUGAAUAAAGUUCUGUAUAACCAUU